Molecule: messenger RNA, 486 nt
Organism: Staurois parvus
Lineage: Eukaryota; Metazoa; Chordata; Amphibia; Anura; Ranidae
Source: the annotation of a GenBank genome assembly
GGGGGGCGACAGGCACCGGGCCCCCGGGCGGGGCGACAGGCACCGGGCCCCCGGGCGGGGCGACCGGCAUCGGGUCCCCGGGAGGGGCGGGCGCCGGGCCCCCGGGCGGGGCGACAGGCAUCGGGCCCCCAGGCGGGGCGACAGGCAUCGGGCCCCCAGGCGGGGCGACAGGCAUCGGGCCCCCAGGCGGGGCGACAGGCAUCGGGCCCUCAGGCGGGGCGGGCGGGCGCCGGACCCCCAGAUGGAGCGACAGGUCUCGGGCCCCCAGGCGGAGCGACAGGUCUCGGGCCCCCAGGCGGAGCGGCGGGCACCGAGUCACCAGGCACGACAACUGCGGGCACCGAGUCGUCUGGCAAGACUGCGGGCAUCGAGUCAACUGGCGGAACAGAGGGCAUCGAGUCAACUGGCGGAACAGCGGGCACCGAGUCGUCUGGCAAGACUGCGGGCACCGAGUCGUCUGGCAAGACUGCGCGGGCACCGAGUCGU